AUGUCAGCACCAGAAGCAGCUCCAGCAGCUCCAGCUGAUCAGACAGCUACAACAGGAAAGAAGGAUGUCCAACUUGGCCCAGUCAAGCGUGAUGGCGAAAUCGUUAUGGGUGUUGCCCACAUUUAUGCUUCCAAGAACGAUACAUUCGUUCAUGUUACAGAUCUUUCUGGUUCUGAAACACUCGCCCGCUGCACAGGUGGUAUCGCCGUUCGUGCCCAGCGUGAUGAGGCUACACCAUACGCUGCUAUGCUUGCAGCUCAGGCCGUUGCUGCCCGUCUGAAAGAACUCGGCGUUGAUGGCGUUCACAUCAAGUUCCGUGGUGAAGGUGGUUCCUCCCGCCGUCUCCCAGCCCAGGGUGCUCAAUCCGCCCUCCGUGCUCUUGCACGUGCUGGUGUUAAGAUUGGCCGUAUCGAAGAUGUUACACCACUCCCACACGAUUCUACCCGCAGGAAGGGUGGUCGCCGCGGUCGCCGUCUCUAA
Molecule: messenger RNA, 480 nt
Organism: Trichomonas vaginalis G3
Lineage: Eukaryota; Parabasalia; Trichomonadida; Trichomonadidae
Product: ribosomal protein S14
Exons: 1
Coding region: 1-480 (159 amino acids)
Biological process (GO): maturation of SSU-rRNA from tricistronic rRNA transcript (SSU-rRNA, 5.8S rRNA, LSU-rRNA); ribosomal small subunit assembly; translation
Cellular component (GO): cytosolic small ribosomal subunit; ribosome
Molecular function (GO): mRNA 5'-UTR binding; small ribosomal subunit rRNA binding; structural constituent of ribosome
Source: RefSeq, a predicted model, not a curated record